UUCACUCAUCUUGUCUGCAAGCUCCAGCCAAAACGUGACUACAAACCUUUUAUUUAUUUUGCUACCUUUAAAUCCCAUUCCUAAACAAGGUGUAACUUCCAGUGACGCACAAACAUAUUUGAGAUCGCGCUUGUGUUUUCUUUUUUAAGAAGAAUCGAGAGUGAAUGGCGUCUUUUUUUUUUUUGCUACAAAGGGAAAAUAUAUUAUUGUGAAUUAUUAUGAUAUGAAUGUGUUGUGCCGGAGUGAUUUUUUGUUUGAUUGUUUAUUUUUUCGUCGUGGAUCUCUAACCUGGGAUUUAGUACUACCAAAACAAGUCGAGUCUCUGCUCUGAAGGACAUUUCUACUCCUUCUACAAACACAGGAUUUAAAAUCGUUGGUGUCUUUUUUUAAACAUAAAAACUAAAAACUAAAUUCAUGUGGCGAUUUUUCCUUUUAGCAAACGUAAUUUGGAUAGCAGAAUGAGCAAGGGAAGACCCAAGAGAAAUAUUAUUCAAAAGAAAUACGAUGACAGCGAUGGUAUUCCUUGGUCAGAGGAGAGGGUGGUACGCAAGGUCCUUUACUUGUCUCUGAAGGAGUUUAAGAAUGCACAGAAGAGGCAGCAGGGUGAUGGGGAAAGAACCAAAAACGCAAUUGGUUCCUUGGCUAAUGGGAAGUUAAACGGAUUAGGACCAAAAUCAUCAGGAAACGGGAAAGAAGAUGGUUCCCAGGUGUCCUCUCACACGAACGACUGUGGUUCAACAGACUCAGAGGAGGGGCCAGUUAAAAAGAGGCCAAGACUACAAGCACAAAGGAAAUUCGCUCAGUCACAGCCCAACUCCCCCAGCACAACUCCCAUAAAGGUGGUGGAGCCUGCUUUACCAACUCCAGUCUCCCAGAUCACAGACCUCUCCAAACGGAAGCCCAAAACAGAGGAUUUCCUGACCUUCCUCUGCCUCCGAGACUCUGCUGCGUUGCCCAGCAACAUGGCGUAUUUCGGAAGCUCUCAAGACGAAGAGGAUUUGGAGGAUGAAGAUGAGGAAAGUAUGGAUGUGAAGCCAGCUGCUUGCAUCGCUUCAACGUCCUGCAAUUCCACACCCAGAAAAGGCAAGCUGCACGGCAAACACACUGUAAAUGGCUGUGUUUUGAAUGGUCACAGAAAACCGUCUCGGGAGAGAGAGUCCACUCCGAAACACAAAGGCAAGGAGGCCACGCCAGGGAAGGAGAGAAGCGAGAACAAGGCAGAGAGUCGCAGAGAACAAGCUUCUGCUGCAGCAGCUGCUAACAAUGUGAGAACCUCGGCAAAAGGUUCAGCUGCUAACAGCCAUGCUCUCAGCAAAUCAGCUCAGGAGCUCCGAAAGCAGGUUUCGAAAGUGAGUGGAUAUACGCGGGCCUCUUCCCAAGGUGCACACCCACCCAGUGCCAAAAAGAUGAGAGAAUUCCGACCUUUGCCAUCUAAAACUGUGAAAUACACAGCCACCACGACCAAGGGGCACAUCACCUACACCAAAGCAAAACGAGAACUGGUCAAGGAAACCAAACUGAACCACAGUAAAUCCACAGCGGUUCACCACAAUAACCACCACCACAAUAACCACCACCAUGAAAACUCAGGAAAAGCAGAAAGUAGCCAUUCAAAAACACGUAAACAGGUGCUAUUAUCUAAUGGGGUGCAUAAGAUAGCAAGGGGUGGCUGUGUGCGUCUCAAUGGGAGGCUAAACAGGCGGCUAUGCGCCAAGGAGAAGGGCAUGCGGGUGCGAGAGGGGUUGCGCAACUCCAAAAGGCAGCUGGAGAUGGCAGGCCUCGGUGGGAAGCAGCUCCAGUCCAAUUCCAAGAAAGCCAAGCUCCAUGUGCACUCGCCUGAAACCCGCAGCAGGAAAGCCAAUCUGGAAAAGGCCUUGCUGAAUGGGCACCUGAAGGCCCCGGAGUGCCCAGAGCCCAGCUCAGAAAGGCAGAGGCCCAAAAGAGCAUCGGCGAGCAGGCAGUCUCCUAGCAAACAAGCACACCACAAAACGGAGAGCGUCCCCAGCGAGAACCGUUCUACCUCAGUAACAGAGUCCUCCCUGCACAAGCUGCCUGAGCCCAAAGCGGAGAAAGAGAAAGGGGGCAAUAGCAAGUCUGGCUGGUCCUCGAUUAGUGAGGCUCCAGUCUUUAGGCCAACCCACAAGCAGUUCCAGGACCCUCUGGUUUACAUUGAGUCAAUCCGGAAGCAGGCAGAGCCCUAUGGGCUCUUCAGGGUGGUUCCCCCGCAGGACUGGCGGCCAGAGUGCAAACUGAGCGAUGAGAUGCGCUUCGUCACACAGGUGCAGCACAUUCACAAGCUGGGCAGACGCUGGGGGCCCAAUGUGCAGCGGCUGGCCUGUAUCAAAAAGCACCUCAAAUCUCAGGGCAUUACCAUGGAGGAGCCCCCACUCAUAGGAGGCUGUGAGCUGGACCUGGCUCGCUUUUUCCAGCUGAUCAAUGACAUGGGCGGCAUGCAGCAGGUGACGGACCUCAAGAAGUGGAACAAGCUGGCGGACAUGCUGCGCAUUCCCAAGUCUGCCCAGGACCGACUGGCCAAACUGCAAGAGGCCUACUGCCAAUACCUGCUGUCAUACGACUCCCUGUCUCCCGAGGAGCACAGGCAGCUGGAGAAGGAGGUGCUGGCUGAGAAGGAGAACCUGGAGAAGAGGAAGGGCCCUCUGGAGGGACACUCUGAGAACACCCACAAUUGCCAGUCGCUGCCCAGAUUUGAGCCCAAAAAUGGACUCAUCAAUGGCGUUGUGCACAAGAAUGGCUUUCGCAAUAAGCUGAAAGAGCUGGACACUCAGUUGAAAACAGGCCGACGGCGACUGUUUGCUCAGGAAAAGAAAGAGAAUGAUAAAGAUAAUGGAGUUCUAAGCGACCACCACAAAUGUGUAUAUAAGGGAAGAUCGGUAUCGUUAACUACAUUCUACAGAACAGCCAGAAACACCAUGAACAUGUGCUUUAACAAGGAGCCAGGGGUAGCAGAUGUUGAGCAAGAAUACUGGAGGAUAGUGGAGCAGAAGGAUUGUCAUGUGGCAGUGCACCAUGGGAAAGUGGACACAAACACACAUGGAAGUGGCUUCCCUGUGGGCAAGUCAGAGCCAUUUUCAAAGCAUGGAUGGAACCUCACAGUCCUUCCCAAUAAUUCAGGAUCCAUCUUGCGACAUCUUGGUGCUGUACCUGGAGUGACCAUUCCCUGGCUGAACAUUGGCAUGGUCUUUUCUACCUCAUGCUGGUCUCGGGACCAAAACUGCCUUCCAUACAUUGAUUAUUCACACACUGGUGCUGAUUGUGUUUGGUAUUGCAUUCCUGCUGAGGAGAACAAAAAACUGGACAAAGUGGUGCACACCCUGCUACAGGCCAAUGGGACUCCAGGGCUGGAAAUGCUUGAGAGCAACAUCAUGAUCUCCCCAGAGGUGCUGAUUCGGGAAGGAAUUAAGGUGUACCGUACAGUCCAGAAGAGCAGCGAGUUCAUUGUCUCUUUCCCGGGAACCUUCGUGUCAAAAGUGUGCUGUGGGUACAAUGUUUCUGAAACCGUGCACUUCGCAACCACCCACUGGAUGAACCUAGGAUAUGAGGCUGCUAAGUACCUAAAAUGUAGGCGUAUAGCUAAGCCCUUUUCGAUGGAGAAACUGCUAUACCAGAUUGCAACAGCGGAGUCCAAACGGGAGAAUGGGCAGAUUUUGAGUACAAUCUCUUCACUUCUCCAAGAGCUCAGGGAUAUAGAGUUGAAAGAACGACAGGAGCUGUUUGAGGCAGGCCUUCUGUCCACAGCUCGCUACGGAAGUCUUGACAACAACCAGGUGACGCUGGACGGGAAGAAAAAGCCUCGAAAGUGGCUUGCGCUGGAGACGUCGGAGAGGCGGUGUCAGAUGUGCUUGCACCUAUGUUACCUUUCCAUGGUUGUUCAAGAGAAUGAGAACGUUGUGUUCUGUUUGGAGUGUGCUCUCCGCCAUGUGGAGAAGCACAAGUCCUGCCGUGGGCUCAAGAUGAUGUAUCGAUACGAUGAGGAACAAAUCAACAGCUUAGUGAAUCAGGUCUCUGGAAAAGUGACUGCAAAAAACGGCGACGUUGGAAACUGCAUCACUCCCAGCAAGACCCCACUGAAGCGAGGACCCAGGAAACGAGCCACCAUCAACGUACCGCUCUCCAGGCUUCCCUCUUCAAAUGCGCCCAAAAGUGCUUCAACUUCCUCAUGAGGAUGCCAACUCUUGUUUUUUUUUUUUUUUUUUUGUAUAAUAGUUUGGAGAACUUGCCGUAGAAUGCAAGCUGUCUUUGCACUAGCUCUAAAGAUAAUUGUUAUGUUUUUAGAGAAGUAUUUUGUUUUAGCAUUAAAUUGUUGGGGUUACAUUUUUUUUUAGGACAAUUUAUAUAUACAUAUAAGUAUGUAUAUAGAUAUUAAACCCAAACUGCAGUCACAGGUUUUAUUUUAAAAUGCAGUACCUUCACUGUUUUAAAAGCAGGUUGAAGGGCUGAUUGACUUUGUUUUUUCUCCCCCUCUUCAGCCCCUUUGACUGCAUAAGCCUUUUGUUUGGGAUUUUUGUAACUGUGAAAAAAGUGGGCUAUUUUAAGAACCCUGAUUGGAAUAGAAUAAAGUUAGAAUGUUGUGUUUUUUAGGUUGUCAUGCAAGCAGCUUUUUUGGGGGGAGAGGUUUGGAAGUAAAACUUGAAAGAAACUGCUUUGCUUGGCUGAUUUUUGUAUUUUUUUUUUUAUUUUAUUUAUUUUUUGGUAUUUUUAUUUUAAUUUAGUUGAGGCAGGACGGUAUGAGAGAGUGGGGAGAAGGCCCUGGCAGCUUACAAUAAUAGACUUAAUUUACAAGACAAUAAGUCAGAUGCUAGCUAAAUGACCAGUGCAUUCUCUCCUUUUCAUUGCUAUGCAUCUGAAGAGAGUAAAAAACGAGAAAGUGACUGCCUGCCAGUUUUAAGCGUCAUUACAUUAUGAAAACUGUGCCUGAUUUAAUAGGAAAUCCAUACGAAUGUUUUGGUGCUUGUUGGUUAUUUUAUCAAAAAAAGAAAGCCUUGUAAUGGCAUUCUCAAACACAAGACAGAAGCUGUUGGUGCUUCUUUGUUCUAGAUGUGCAAUUGUAUUAACAUUCCAUUGUCAUUCUGUCAUCUGUAUUCAACUCGAUAAGCAUUAACUAUUUUAUGUUUUGUUUGUGUUUUUGUUUUGUUUUUUUUGGUCUGAUGUAACUUCACAAAUAGAGCCACUAGAAAAGGGUGUGAAAUGUGAAAAUCCUGAUUUCUAUCAUGUUUCCCUUGUGUUUUUUCACUUUUUCCAUAUGUAUAAAAACACUUUUGUACAUACGCCUGUAAAUUUCUUUAAAUACUUGAGCCUUUUUUAGGGGAGGGGAAGGAGGUAGGGGAGAAGAGCAAAGAAACCAGAUGAAGAAAAGCCUUACAUUUUAGUUUCUUCAUCCGUCUGAGUUUUAUGCUUACAGGGUUUCUCUUGUAACAUUUAUAAAUAAGUGCUGCUUACAUCACUGAAUAAAUCCAGAGUAGCUUUUGCCCCUUUUAGUGUUUUUUUUUUUUAAGAAAAGGGAAAGAUGUUCACCACCGAUUUUAUCUUUUCAUUACUGAAAAUUCAACAAUGUAGUAGCUACCUAUGUUGCACUGAGCUUGCAAGUGGUUACUGCCAAGAAAUCCUAUAAUCCAGUUUGUUGGUUGUCGUCCUUGCAGAAGACUGAACUGUUUUAGGAGUAUUUAAUGAAAACAUAACUGAGUCAAGUGUUUUCAAAAUGUGGUUGUCGAGUUUUUAUGGCCUUACAAUGUGUGUUUUCCCCUUUCUGCAGUAAACCUCUUAUUGCUUACAGUCUGACAUUUUAAUUUAUUAGUGCUGCUCACCUGCCUUUCCUUCCAAGUGGAAAGAUUCAUGUUGGUUAUUGCCGGUUUUUUACUUUUCAGGUUUGUAUUUUUAAGGUUUAAUAAAAACUUAUGGACAAUUCACUGUCA
Messenger RNA from Polyodon spathula (Mississippi paddlefish), 5930 nucleotides. RefSeq names its product protein Jumonji-like. Gene Ontology annotation, biological process: chromatin remodeling. Lineage: Eukaryota; Metazoa; Chordata; Actinopteri; Acipenseriformes; Polyodontidae. The record is from RefSeq and is a predicted model, not a curated record. Gene Ontology annotation, molecular function: histone demethylase activity; DNA binding. Bases 459 to 4181 code for a protein of 1240 amino acids. Gene Ontology annotation, cellular component: nucleus. The transcript is spliced from 18 exons.